CUAAGACUGAGAUACUAAUAAGAUCUAAGGGUAAUAUAUAAUUAGCAUUCCACCCGUCCUACGGAAUAAUACUACGGGCUUGAGACUAAUGACAUUUCCCUGUGCCCAAACUCACGAGCUCUACCUAUUCAUCUUCGUGUUCUCCCUCCGCCGCAUCUUCACAACCACCUGCCAUUGCUACCUCGGGUACGCUUGUUAUCUGUUUGACGAUAUGCCAAGGCCGAUUCACUAAAGCGACGCAGCAGCAUUAGGGGGAGGAAGAGAUAGCAGAGCGGAUUCGGGAUGCUGCCUCCUGUGGCGAGCAAGCGAUACGUGCUGCGGCUGUUCAUAUCGCUCAAGCACGUGACGGCCAACGUGGUGGACCGUCGCAGCGGGCGCGUGGUGGUGACGGCGUCCUCGGUGGAGAAGGCGCUCAAGGCGGGGUUCGAAUGCGGGCGCACCUGCAACGCCAAGGCGGCCGCGGCGGUGGCGGAGGUGCUCGCCAUGCGCCUCAAGGUCGACGGCCUGGCCCGGGAACCUAUCCACGCCGACGCUACCAAGGAGGUGGAGAAGAAAGGCUUCAAGAACCGCACCAAGGUGUGGGCCAUGCUCAACGCCCUCCGCUCGCACGGCGUCAACCUCAUCCUCGACCAAGGCGACAUCCGCCAUCCUCCUCCUCCUCCUCAUCUCCCUUGAGCGCUUGAUUCUUCAUAGAUCAGACAAUUGAUAUAUGAUGUCCUAUAUCUGUUCGAUCAAAUGCUUGUGCGGAUGUGCGAUUCA
Messenger RNA from Musa acuminata AAA Group (dessert banana), 759 nucleotides. RefSeq lists its product as uncharacterized. Gene Ontology annotation, biological process: translation. The coding region runs from base 283 to 675 and encodes 130 amino acids. Gene Ontology annotation, molecular function: structural constituent of ribosome; 5S rRNA binding. Gene Ontology annotation, cellular component: ribosome. NCBI's taxonomy places the organism in Eukaryota, Viridiplantae, Streptophyta, Magnoliopsida, Zingiberales, Musaceae. The record is from RefSeq and is a predicted model, not a curated record. The transcript has 2 exons.